Molecule: messenger RNA, 7749 nt
Organism: Anarrhichthys ocellatus (wolf-eel)
Lineage: Eukaryota; Metazoa; Chordata; Actinopteri; Perciformes; Anarhichadidae
Gene: atg2b
Product: autophagy related 2B
Exons: 43
Coding region: 552-6773 (2073 amino acids)
Biological process (GO): autophagy of peroxisome; piecemeal microautophagy of the nucleus; autophagosome assembly
Cellular component (GO): phagophore assembly site; phagophore
Molecular function (GO): phosphatidylinositol-3-phosphate binding; protein-membrane adaptor activity
Source: RefSeq, a predicted model, not a curated record
GGGCCCGCUCGAGCUCUUUAGAGAGGGUUCCGUCAAAAUGAGCGUCACCUCACGUUAGAUCGGUAACUAACCGUUGAGAUGUAAAUGCGUGGAUAACCAGAGACUGAGGUGACAUUAACGCACGCCCUGUUUCUAGUUCAACCGCUCAGCGUCUAAAAUAACGACCUAACAUAAAUGUUGACCCAACCGCCUGUCCAGAGGUCCACACUGAGCCGCCAUGUUAUGACGUCAUUUCCUAAUCCCAUCCCGGUGGAGGCUCAAUUGGUGCGGAGUCAUGAAAGUGUUUGUAAACAACUCAGACAGAAGGAGCCGCAAACAGGAGUCUGACCAAUUCCCACACAUAUCCCCGAGUGUCAACACAUCCUGCGGAGUGUCCCUAAUCUUGGGAUGUGAAGGGUGUUGGAGUUCAAGAUUUCUUAAUGUCUUUAAGUCGACAGGAUGACACAACUGUAACACCAGUGAUUCAUUCAUAGCUGUCCGAGUUGCUAUACCAUUCCGGUUGCCUCGAGAUCCCCGUCAUUACCUGUGUACUGUUCACCCAUUGAGUUAAGAUGCCGUGGCCAUUUUCGGAGUCCAUCAAGAAGCGGGCCUGUAGAUACCUCCUGCAUCGGUACCUUGGCAACUUUCUGCAGGAGAAGCUGAGCUUGGAUCAGCUCAGUUUAGACCUCUAUCAAGGCACCGGAUCACUUGCACAAGUGCCAUUGGAUAAAUGGUCACUCAAUGAACUCCUAGAGACGGCAGAUGCCCCUUUUGAGGUCAUCGCAGGGUUCAUCCAGACAAUUUCUCUAACCGUUCCAUGGGCGGCCCUACUGCACGAAAACUGUGCCCUGGAGGUCAAAGGUUUGGAGAUGGUGCUCAGACCAAGACCAAGAGUGGCAUCUGGCACUGAGCCCAUGUACUGGUCCAGUUUCAUGACGAGCAGCAUGCAACUUGCCAAAGAAUGUCUCAGCCAGAAACUCACCGACGAUAUGGGAGAGAGCUUCCAGCCUUUUGAGGGGUUAGAGAAGUUUGCAGAAACGAUAGAGACAGUUCUGAGAAGAGUUAAAGUGACAUUUUUGGAUACUGUUCUCAGAGUCGAACACAUUCCAGAAAAUUCUAAAACUGGGAUCGCCCUUGAGAUUCGAAUCAAAAAGAUUGUUUACUGCGAUGAAACAGGCGAGGAGACUUCAAGUGUGAAUGUGCACCAGCCAACGACAUUUGCACAUAAAAACCUGCAGAUGGAAGGCAUCACUGUAUUUUGGGAUGAGUUCUCAGAUGUGUCCCGUGCUGGCUGUAAAUCUUCACCCACUCCAGCGGAAACUGAGCCAAAGCUCUCCCCUAGCUGGAAUCCCAAAAUCAUAUGUGAGCCUCAUCCUCAGUUUACAGAGCCGUUAUCCUCUACGACACCCUUUGAACCGGUGCAGGUCGGGAGCCUCUGUGGUAAAAUAGAGUUGUCCCUCACUCUGAAAAACAACUUGGCGAUGCCUGGAGCAAAGCUGGAUGUUGUCGGACACAUUGAUACACUUCUCAUUCUUCUGUCUCCACGGCAAGUUCAUCUUCUUCUGGACUUGUGUGGAGCUUUUUCUGGUGGAGGUGCGCAGGAAUCGGCUAAGGAUAGAAAGAGCAGACCCAUGCAGCAAGAGGAUGAGUAUCGGCUCCAUAUGGAACUGAACCGCUGUCUGAAGAAGGAUACCGCUGUGCUAGGAACAGACCCAGACCUCUUUGAGAGCCAGACCGCCAGAACUGUGUCUAGUCGAGAUGACGUGUUCUUCUCCAUGGCAGACAUGGACAUGUCUCACAGCUUGUCAUCCCUUCCUCCUCUGGGUGAACCGCCCACCGUUGACUUGGAUUUGUCACUCAAUAGCAACUACUCCACCUCACCAGGAGAAUCUCCGUCUGCAACAGCUCUGUGGGAUGAUUACAUGGAUGUACCACGACAAAGAGAGAAGCAGACUAAUGAAGCUCCCAUCCAGUCGCGGGAUUUACAAUUUCCUCAAAAAUUACUGAGACAGCCUUCCCAUCCAACCAAAACCCACGGUGAUGAGUCGAGGCCAGAGCUGGUGUUGAGGUUGACACUGAGCAGCCUUGCCGUCUCAGUCCUCCACAUCGACCCGCUGCCACCACCGGAUGCUGCUCCCAGUCCCCUUGGCCCCAUGGCUGCACACUUCUUCAGCAUGGUGGGCCCAGGCCAGCUCGCCCCAGCUGCUUUCCUUCAGUCCCGGACAGUGUUUAACCAGGCUUGCCCCCAUGACCAUCUGAGGUUUGUGGCCCAGGGCCUAAAGAUCCACUACGAGCACUGUCAGGGAUCCAGCCUGCGGACUUUCAGUACUGACGUCUCCCUUGACCAGAUGGAGUUUUUGGAGUGUCUUUUCCCCUCUGAGGCUUUCACUGGUGGCUCCCAAAGAGGCAUUCAGUACACUGAGCUCCUGACAUUUGACACCACAGUCAGUGGUGAUGCGGCGCUUACCAGCUGCCUUCACCUACUUUACAAACAGGCUGAGCGCAGAGGCCCUCAGGGCGGCCAGGUUCGCCUUUGCACCAUUCCUAGGAAGGCUGAGAUCCAGGUGGAGCUGGGCCCCGUGCGCUCUGAGCUGGACAUCAGCAUCGUGGACCGUCUCAACUCUUUGCUACAACCUCAGAAGCUGGCCACCACAGAGCUGAUGGCCUCCCACAUGUACACAUCCUAUAAUAAACAUGUCAGCUUGCAUAAGGCCUUUACAGAGGUCUUCCUUGAUGACAGCCAUACUCCCACUAACUGUCACGUAUCGCUGACUGUCAAUGCCCCGUUGCUGGGCCUUGCCAUCCGCUUCCCCAUCCCUGACCUGCGUUCAGAUCAGGAGAGGGGCGCUUGGUUUAAGAAGUCCCUGCAGAAGGAAGUACUUUACCUGGAGCUGGAAGACCUGGAAGUGAAGACAGAGUUCAUGGGUGGCAGCUCUCCUGACCAAACCAAAAUGGAGCUCACUUUCAGGGAGCUUAUUGGGAAGUUUCAGGAGGAGCCGGAUCAACCAGCUGCCCGGUUCCUCAGAGUGUCCCACACCAUGGAUGGAGACAUGACGACAUCUGAAAGUGUGAAGUUUGAUUGGCCGAGGAUUGUGCUGAAGAUGAACCCCACUGCAGUCCACUCGAUACUGGAGCGGGUGACGGCUGAAGAUGACGAGGGUGCUGAGGACCAUUCCCUUGAAGAGGAAGAGGAGGAAGGGGCUGCCCAUUCACUCAAGGAUGUGUGUGACUUUGGGAAACCAGAGCCAUCACCCUUUUCGUCACGAAGGGUCAUGUAUGAGAAUGAAGAGAUGGUCAUCCCUGGUGAUGUUGCUGAAAUGACAGAGUUCCAGGAUAAAACCAUGAACAACUCCCGCUUCAUCCUUGAGUUGUGUUUCCCCAAUGUGCAAUUAAUGCUCCCCAGCAAGGCAUUUUAUGAAAAACUACACAACAGGAUAAACAAUGACCUGUUGCUGUGGGAGCCAACUGCUCCAUCUCCAGUGGAGACGGUAGAAAGCAUGCCAUAUGGAGUCGGACUCUCUGUCGCCAGUCAGUUGAUCAACACUUAUUCCAAGGACAGCUUCAGCCAGUUCCGCUCUACCGGUCCCGAGGAGGACAGUGGCUCAGACGAAGAGACCAUGCACUAUUACUGUCCUGCGUCUGACCUGGGCCUCAGGUCUCGCAAGAAGAAAAAGCCCAAAGCCCAGAGCAAGACCUCCCAGAGCCUGUUCUCUGUCAUCAUCAGUGUCAAUCAUGGCCUGGUGACUCUUCAAACUAAUGCUAAGAAGGAGGAUAAAACUCUACUGAAAAACAAACAUGGCGAGUUCUGGCUGGAGGUGAAAAAUGCCGUGUUGUUCAGUGUGACGCAGUACGAAGGAUAUAAAGACCAACACUACAUCUGCUUCCACACCAGUAAUAUCUGCAUGUACCAUCAAGGACUUGUGGAUGGAGGCACCUCUGUCUCAGACGUCAAGCUGCCGUGCAGGACGCAUCCCCACUGGUUAGAGCCAACCAUCUACCAAUCCGAGACGUCUGCUGAGAGAGCCUCAACACCCUCGGAGGGUAUCGGUCUGGAGGCCCGCAGCAUGGUCUCCGUUGCUGUCAAAAUCUCAUCGCAGAAUGCAGAACGCAAUGUCAAGGAAUUUCUGGUUGCUGUUGGAGUGAGAGGAGCCACACUCCAGCACAGAGUAGUCUCUCCCAGCCUGGGCUGGUAUGACCAGAUUGUUGACUUUCUGAAUGUUUCCGAUGAGCCUGUGUUGGGAUACGCCCCUCCUACGUCUGUCACCACCCUACAUUUACACCUGUGGAGCUGCUCUCUAGACUACAGACCCCUUUACCUGCCACUCAGAUCACUGUUGGUUGUGGAGACUUUUAGCAUCUCCAGCAGUGUCUCUUUAGACCACUCUUCCUCAACACUCAGGAUCAUUUUGGACGAAGCGGCUCUGUUCCUCUCAGACAAGAGUAAUGCUGUUUCUGUCAAUCUAGUGCGAGAUUAUGUCCAAGUGGUAGACAUGGGAACAUUGGAGCUCAGGAUCACAGCUGUCAAACCGGGAGUGGAUGGAAAGUUGUCGGAGCCCAGAUUUGAGCUGCGCUGUUCCAGCGACGUUAUUCACAUCAGAACGUGUUCGGACUCCUGUGCCGCCCUCAUGAACCUUAUCCAGUAUAUGGCCAGCUAUGGAGACUUGCUCCCCCCUGCAGAACCAGAGGCCAAACACAGCAGCACCACACAAAGAACCAAGGCGGAGUUUCCUAGCCGGCCCACAUCUCAGACCCUGUUGCUCGCUGAGACUGAGCAGCAGAUGCUGCAGGAUCUGAUGAGUGAAGCUAUGGAGGAGACUGACGGGCAGCAUGCAGCAGGGCUGCAGCAGAAUGGUGCGUGUGAGGAGCGGAAUCAAGACCAAGACCCGCCUCGCUCAGACCUAUUCCUGUUCCCGGAUGAGAGUGGGAAUUUUAACCAGGAGUCAAGCCCGACUUACCCCAUGCUUCACUCUCCUCUCAUCACUCCUGUCCCGAGCCUGACUCAAGAGACGGACGACUUUUGUAUCCUGGAGACACCAGGUUCCAGAGGAGAGGAUCUUGAUCAGGAGCCAGUGGUGAAGCAGCUCACCUCGGAUCCUGUGGAAAUCAAAGACGAUUACUUCAGUCAGCCUCUAGAUGGAAGCGAUUCCAGCCGAGGAGCCGUGAACUUUCCCAUCCCAGAGGUGCGCUACCUCAUCAAGGAGAUCUCUGUCAUCUGGCACCUCUAUGGUGGGAAGGACUUUGGGAGUGGCACUUUCACAGCCUCUCCUGCUAGAAGCCGGGGGUCUACACCCCAUAGCUCCCCGUCUCAGACUCCAGUCAGACAGGCCAAGGCUUCAGGACGGGCAGGAGGUGGAAGAGGAAGGAACCCUGACGUCCUGAUGGAGAUACAGCUCAGCAAAGUGAGAUUUCAGCAUGAGGUGUACCCGCAGGGCCAGGUGGCUUCUGAACCAGCAACGGACCAGCCAGUCUCCCGACAGGUGUUUAUUGUGCAGGACUUGGAGAUUCGAGACAGACUGGCUACUUCACAGAUGAACAAGUUCCUCUACUUGUAUUCUAGCAAGGAAAUGCCCAGAAAAGCUCAUUCUAACAUGUUGACAGUUAAGGCGCUGCACAUGUGUCCUGAGUCAGGCCAGGCUCCCCAGGAGUGCUGUUUGCGUGUUUCCCUGAUGCCUCUUCGCCUCAAUAUUGAUCAGGAUGCACUGUUCUUCUUGAAGGACUUCUUCACAAGUCUUGCUACUGAAGUUGAGUUUUUCUCACCGCCUGCUCAAGAAGCUGUCUGUGUUUCCACAAAAAAAGCGGCUGUCCCAGAGAUCACCUGCAGUUUCUCCAAGCACGCCAGCGGCAGCCAGAACCCGGCUCCAAUCAUCUCAGUGCCUGCUCAGAGACGUUUGAGCCACAACGGUUUCUGCACAUCUGGUCGGGAGGAAGCGAACGACAAUGAAGCCACUGCUCCUUCUUUCACAGACCAACCGAUCUUUUUUAGGGAAUUUCGGUUUACCUCUGAGGUUCCCAUUCGCUUGGAUUACCAUGGGAAACAUGUUGCAAUGGAGCAGGGAACAUUUGCAGGGAUCAUUAUCGGGUUGACACAGCUUAAUUGUUCAGAGCUGAAACUGAGGCGCUUGUGCUAUAGACAAGGAUUAUUGGGUGUUGAUAAGCUGUUUUCCUAUGCAAUAAACGAGUGGCUAAGCGACAUAAAGAAGAACCAGCUUCCAGGACUACUGGGUGGUGUGGGACCUAUUCACUCUCUGGUGCAACUAGUUCAGGGAUUCAGGGACUUGGUCUGGCUCCCGAUUGAGCAGUACAGGAAAGAUGGCCGGAUAGUCCGUGGGUUUCAGCGCGGCACCGCCUCCUUUGGAACUUCUACUGCUAUGGCUGCUCUGGAGCUCACCAACAGGAUGGUGCGGACCAUCCAGGCAGCAGCUGAAACGGCCUAUGACAUGGUGUCUCCAGUGCCUGAUGAGAGGGACACAAAGAGGGUAAAACGGUUCUCCCAUUACGGACUGGCUCAUCAGCCCGUUGACCUGAGAGAAGGUGUAGCCAAAGCCUAUACUGUUGUAAAAGAGGGCAUCACAGACACAGCACUGACCAUCUAUGACACAGCCACCAGGGAGCAUGAACAGCGUGGGAUGACGGGGGCAGUGGGUGGCGUUCUCCGCCAGCUGCCACCAGCAGUCGUAAAGCCACUCAUUAUGGCCACUGAAGCCACCUCCAAUGUCUUGGGUGGAAUGAGGAACCAGAUUCACCCUGACGCACGGCAGGAGGAGUCUCAGAAAUGGAGGCAGGGCGAGGAAUAAUUCUUCUUGCCAUAUGGUACCUGUCUGAAACCAUGACUGCAUAGAAGCAACAGCUGGAAAGUGUGUUCAACUUUCUUUGAAAGAGGAACACAGAUGUGCACAUACAGCCCUGGUAUAAAUACAUUACUGUUCAUUUUGUGGCAAUUUGAGCUACUGUGAUUCAGCUUGUGUCAGCUAACCAGUUCCCUCACAGUGCCUUCAUGGUUAUCAGCAUUGUUUAAUCAAAGAAUGUAUGAAGAGUAAUGAAUUAUAAGCCACAUCUAUAUGUCUUUUGAUUUGUUUUAGGAUAGACAACAGCGUUAUAAAUAUCAAAUAACAAUGAACAAAUAGGCACAUUUGAUUAAUUCUCAAGCAGCUGUGUUUACAAGUUGUGUAGUUACGUUCUCUAAUCGUGUCAACAAACACUAAUGGUAUAGGUGUAAUGACCCUUAAUGUUUAUAAUGUGCUGUAUGUGGGCUUUAUUUACUGUAAAUAUUCCUGAUGGUUAACAUUUCAUGCAAAUAUAGAAGAAGUAUAGAAACUGAAUGUGUUACAGCUGUGUAAAGUUCUGUUAUUAAGUGACUAAGUCAAAAUAAUGACAGAUGGGAAGACUAUCCAAAUUAGUUAUAAAUUUUCAUAAUUUUAUUUUGAGCUGUGAUCAAUGUUGUGACUUCACAAAAGCUGCUGUUCUGAAAAGCUGCUUUUAAAUUUUAAAAUUGGUUUCAAAUGUUUUAUUGUGUCGGUCUGUGCUCACAUUUGCAAGUUGUUGACAAACUUGUAUUUACUCAAUCUUGAAGCAAAGUCUUAAUAUCUUGCACAAUUGUCGGUUUUUUUGUUGUAUGUUUGAAUAUUGAUAUUCGACUUGAUAUGCUGUGUUGCAGACAUUUGAUUUGCCCAUUUUCUUGUUUAUGUGGACAGCAUAAUAUUUGUUGUACAUAAGUGUACAGUUGAAUUUGUAUUAAAAGCAUGAAAGGGAAAUAAAAACUGUUGAAUCUGA